Molecule: messenger RNA, 1749 nt
Organism: Symbiodinium natans
Lineage: Eukaryota; Dinophyceae; Suessiales; Symbiodiniaceae
Source: the annotation of a GenBank genome assembly
AUGGCACCGCAGCUGAGCGAACUGCCAGACUCCGUGGUGCACUUGCUGGUGAUCUGUUUGGUGGAUGCUGCGUACGACUGCGAGGCGGCGUCCAAGCACUUCCGUGCACAUUUUCAUGGACAUGCCGCAGCCGAAGAGUUUACAGCAAGCGCGAUUCGGAGCAUUGCUCGAGAGAUGGCACACGAUGGAAGCUUGCAAUUCCUUCACGCCGCUUUUACUUCUGAGAACGGUGCGCUGAAAACGGGCUUCCCGAUUCGUCCGCUUGGUCCGAAGCAUUGCACUCCGCACUUCGCACCGGCUCCACGUGCCAAGAGAUGCUCAGGUGAGAGCGAUCCAUGUACAGAGACAGUGCAGUGGAUGACGAUGCUGACCGAAAGCGUUUUGGUCAGGGUUAUGGAACAUCUCGGUCGCUCCGGCAGCAUCCGCGCCAUGUACGCCAACCAUAGCCUCUAUGCUGCUGGCAGGGCGGUCAAGAGCUUUUGGCUUCAAGUCGUUCUCGUGGAGGAGGGUGUGGCUGGUGAGCCUCGUUCAUCCUUGACGGCACGAUUUGCAGCACGACUCGCGGACUUCACAGCGACGCAAGCUGAUCGGGUGACUGGCCUGGCCUUGCGCAACACUGCUGUCGCUGCAUGCUUAAAGCAAGCCGGUGACAUCCUUCUACGCUCUGCUGACUUGCAGAGGUGCCUACUGCAGAGAUCCUUUGGCGUUCUCCAGCGAUUGAUCCUGCACUCCUUUGCUUUGCAGGAGGUCUGCGCCAUCGCCAGUCACGGCAGGCUCUUUUCCACCCUGCAUCGAUUGGACUUGAUCCAGUGCACCUUAUCCAGCGACAUCUUCCACGAACUCGAGGCUUUCCCAGCAUUGAAUGGUCUGGGCAUUUGGGGGCUGAAGAACACGCAAAUGGUGCUGCCUGCUUCCUGGCCAUCUGGAUUGCACAAGAUCGAGGAGCUCUGCCUGGAUCCGGUCGAGGCGGCUGGGCCUUGGCCUUCCUUACAAGGCGAGGGGAGCCAGCCUUUGCGCAUGCUGCGCAUGCACUUGCGGACAACGAGGCCGCGGUUGGCAAUUGAGGCUCUCCCAGCAAGUCUCCAAGUACUGUCAUUGACAACUUCGGCCAAGGACAUCAGCAACCCGUUCGUCGAGGCUUUCAUCCUGUUGGAUGCGCACGUGGAUUUGAUUCUUACAACCCUGCGCUUUCUGCAUGAUUUGGUCCUCAGCGGUCACGUCAAACUCGGAUCUGCCAGUAUGGCAGGAUUUGCCAAAUACCAGGGACUGCUGCGACUCAGCUUGGCCGGUUCUGAUGGCCUGGAUUCACCAGAAAGCUUCCACAUUUUCUCAUCCCAUGCUUGGGAUGGUCUCGAGUGCUUUGAAGCUCCAGGCAGCCAGCAUUUCAAGGCCGAAACUGUGAAAUCCAUUCUUCCUAGCGGCUGCAGCUGCAUAAUACCUGCACCAUUCAACACAGACCCAUUGGAGACGUCGGCGUUACAGUCUUUAGUACCUCGGCCUGGACAUUUUCUGACAACACGGAGCCCCAACGAGUCCAUGGAGAGUGCUGUCAAGGCAAGUGAGGACAGCCGAGCAUGGUGGGCAGAGAUUGUCGAGAAUGUCAAGCGGCCAACAAAUUCUUCGACAGAGUUCCACGGUCUUGUUCGCCGUCAAAAGCCCAAUUCUCCGCUGGGACAGCUGGCCCAUGUCAGCAACUUCCUGCACAACCACGGAGACUUUGGUGAAGUUUGCCGCGGCCCGCAGAUGUGA